Molecule: messenger RNA, 2411 nt
Organism: Alnus glutinosa
Lineage: Eukaryota; Viridiplantae; Streptophyta; Magnoliopsida; Fagales; Betulaceae
Exons: 3
Coding region: 328-2193 (621 amino acids)
Biological process (GO): regulation of gene expression
Cellular component (GO): peroxisome
Molecular function (GO): nucleic acid binding; zinc ion binding; RNA nuclease activity
Source: RefSeq, a predicted model, not a curated record
UUACAUAGAAAAAAUCAUUUCCAUUUACCAUGAUGAUGGUCCUCUUUUGAGCGCACCUGGACGAAGUAGCCUACUCGCAAAGACAAAGAACAAAAAAAAAGGGGUUAGACGACGUAGUUGCAGAGACUCCAAGACAGACACGGCGGUGGAGAAACGAAGAAGCGAAGAAUCGCCUUUCAAUUCAAUUCAUAUAUAAAAGAACAAAAAAUUAGAGAGAGGGGGGAGAGAGAGGGACAAUUGUGGAAUCGAGCGAGUGAUUGAUUGAUUGAUGCUGUAAUAUAAUUGCGCGCGAGGACGGUUGGGGAUGUGAACGGAACGACGUCGUCGAUGGCGGAGGCGCAGUGCGUGGGGGCGAAGACAUCGGUGUGGUGGGACAUAGAGAACUGCUCGGUGCCGAAGGGGUGCGACCCUAACGCGAUCGCGCAUAACAUAAGCUCGGCGCUCGUGAAGAUGAACUACUGCGGGCCCCUCUCCAUCUCCGCCUACGGCGACACCCACGGCAUCCCCGCCUCCAUCCAGCACGCGCUCUCCAGCACCGGCAUCGCCCUCUACCACGUCCCCGCCGGUGUGAAAGAUGCGAGUGACAAGAAGAUUUUAGUCGACAUGCUGUUAUGGGCAGUAGACAACCCUGCUCCCGCGAACUUUAUGCUGAUUUCUGGUGACAGGGAUUUCUCUAAUGCACUCCAUCAGCUGCGCAUGAGAAGGUAUAAUAUUCUUCUAGCACAGCCGCAGAAAGCGUCUGUACCUCUUAUUGCUGCAGCAAAGACACUAUGGCUUUGGACGAGCCUCUCUGCUGGAGGACCCCCGCUUUCGAGUGGUGAGUCAUCACAGUUUGCUAAUGGUUACCUUACCUCUAAUCAUAAAACGUCACAAUACCCAGUUUCUAAACCCAUUCAGUUAAGCCAACCCAUGACGGCCGGCAAUUCUGAAAACAUUUCUCUUGGAAAUCAAAGACCUCCUAGUUCUGGUAGAGUUGGUGGUGAUAACAAAUGCAAAGGGGAACAUACUCAAAAAUCCACAAAUGAGCCGAGCAUAUCAAGAGCCUCAAGCGCAAUGCCGUUGUAUGGCGGUGACUCACCUCCACCACCUCCUCUGCCUCCUCAGAUGCCUGUCCAGACUCAGUUUUUUGCCACUUUUACCCAAUUCAUGACAACUAUGAUGGACGCCAUGCCUGGACAAGGCGAACAUCAUAACACAGUUGGUUGUUCAUUGGCCAACUUCAUGCAUAACUCACCUAUGUUUGAUGAAAGUGAAGGGCCCUUGGCAGCUGACAAUUGGAUAUCCACCUUCGAGGACCGUGCUGAUGCAUUUAGGUGCACCGAUGAUCAAAAGGUCGAUUAUGCGGGGCUGAAGUUAAAUGGCGAAGCUCAAGACUGGUGGAAGGCCAGAAAAACACUCCUUACUGAAGUGUUGGGACGUGGAGUUCCCAUUUCAUGGGAGCGUUUCAAGAAAGAAUUCAAUGACCGUUUCUUUCCUCGUGCACAGAGGCAACAAUGUGCACAAGAUUUCCAAGAUCUGAAGCAGGGGAAUAUGACAGUUGAGCAAUACUCAGCUGAAUUUCAGAAGUUAUCGAGGUAUGCCCCACACCUCAUCCCCGAUGAAAAUACUAAGGCCAAAAGGUUCCGCGACGGUUUGUCGCCACGAAUCCGUGAGAGGAUUAUUUUCUUCAAAAUCACUGACUAUGUCGAGAUGGUGCGGCAUGUCACCAUGAUUGAGAAAGCGAUCCAUGAAGUGGCCGCUGACUAUGUUAAUAGGAAGCGGUCACUUUCAUUGGGGACUCCUUCUCCUCCCCCACCAUCAAAGAAACAGUCUUUUAGCAGCGAUUCUGGAACUCUUGGGAGACAAGGUGCUCAUGUGAGUCAGAACAACUUUAGUGUCACUAAGUGUAGUAAGUGUGGGAAAAAGCACCCAGGGCUAUGCAGAUUGGGUGAGGGUGUAUGUUUUGGGUGUGGAAAGCCAGGCCACUAUGUCAGAAAUUGUCCUACGGCGGCUGUAAGGAGCCAAGAGACUCAAGCAAGCAAUAAUAAGCCUAGACCAACUACUAAGGCAAGGGUGUACAUGCUUACAUCGGAAAAUGUCAAAGCUGAUGAGAAUGCUGCCAAUGCUGCCACAGAUGAUGUUCCUUUGGCUGCAGGUAUCGCAGACAUCGACGACGACGACCUUGUAGCAAAAUACUUGGAAUACUACGACUGAGGCAUUUCGCUGGGGUCGUAAAUGAGUCGGACUCGAAAGGUCCCUUUUUGUAUUUUUUUGUAUAUAGCUCAUGUCUCAUGUGACACAUGUAUUUGAUGAGCCAUCCUUUUGCUAUGUAAUUAAUAACUCAUGUUGAAGCCUUAAACAGAUAAACGUUGUUAUGGCUCUUUUGUGUAAUUAACAGAUGUGUUUUUCGCUAACUAGACUACGUUUGUCUA